Humulus lupulus (European hop) is the source of this 1761-nucleotide messenger RNA. RefSeq names its product phenolic glucoside malonyltransferase 1-like. NCBI's taxonomy places the organism in Eukaryota, Viridiplantae, Streptophyta, Magnoliopsida, Rosales, Cannabaceae. The record is from RefSeq and is a predicted model, not a curated record. The transcript has a single exon. Bases 161 to 1570 code for a protein of 469 amino acids.
UAUUAUUAUUUUUUAAAUGAAUCUAUUCUCCGUCCUGCAUAAAUAAUAUUCAUAAAUUUGAUGUUUCUUACACGUAUGCCCAAACCCUUGCCUUUACGACCACAAGGACCGCUCUUAACACAAUUCACAGACGUCGUAGUACUAGUAGUACUGCUCAGCCAUGGCCUCACCCAAAAUACUUGAGGUCUCCCAUGUCGCUCCUCUUACGGCCUCACCCCAAUCCACCACCCACUUCUCUCUCCCCUUAACCGCUUUCGAUACCUUUUGGUUCAAGUUUCCUCCCGUCCAACGUCUUUUCCUCUAUUCUCUCCCUGAAACUGAAGACACUUUCUUCGAUUCUGUUCUCCCAAAGCUCAAACACUCCCUCUCUCUCACACUCCAAUACUUUCUACCUCUAGCCGGAAAACUAGCUUGGCCUCAAGAUUCCCCCAAACCAGUCGUUCUUUACACUCCAGGCGACGUCGUUUCCGUCUCCGUCGCCGAGUCCGAUGCUGACUUUGACCUCCUUGCUGGAAAUCAUGCUUUCUCAGCCUCGGCGGUUCGUCCUCUGGUUUCUCCGUUGCAUCUUUCUGAAACAGGGGCUUCUGUAAUAGCUCUUCAAAUCACUGUAUUUCCCAAUCGUGGAUUUUCUAUUGGCCUAACUACCCAUCACGCUGUUCUAGAUGGAAAAUCCACGACCAUGUUUAUGAAGUCGUGGGCUUACUUAUCUAGAGAGAAUCCACCAUUAUUGCCAGAGCUCACACCCUUUUAUGACCGGACUAUCGUAAAAGACCCAUGUGGGUUUGACAUGAAGUUUUUGAAUAGAUGGAUGGGAAAUCCUGGCUCAACGUCGUCUGAUUGUAGAAACAGCCCAAAACUGUUCGAAUUCUUUCAAAGCCCGGAUGAACCCUCCGACUUAUAUAGAGCAACUUUCGAACUAACCCGCUCCGAUUUAGAUAAACUGCGGCGAAGUGUGUCGUCCAAUUGGGAUAGUUUAUCUCAUAUAUCUCCAAAACCGAAGCUCCACUUAUCUUCUUUCGUUCUUACGUACGCUUACAUGUUCGAUUGCUUUCUCAAAGCAACAGAAGGAGAUAAGAGUAAAAGUAAAGUCAUUUUAGGGUUCGCCGCUGAUUACCGGAAUCGUUUGACACCUCCAGUGCCAGAAAAUUACUUCGGCAAUUGCGUGGGAGUCAAGGUGAAUUACGACGACAUGAGGGAGCACUUGCUUGGUAGGGAAGAAGAUUCGUUGACUGCUCUUGUGGUGAAGGCCGGUGCUUUAGUCAAAGAGUUGGGCGAAGAAAUAGAUUUCUAUAAGGAGGCAGAGGAAUUGUUAUCGAGAUUGAGUUCAUUGGUGUCUGACAAUUCUUGCUACUUUGGGGUAGCUGGGUCGCCGAGGUUCGGCGUUUACAGUAUAGAUUUUGGAUGGGGCCGACCAAAGAAGGUGGCUGUCUUAUCUAUAGAGAAUGGAUCCAUUUCAAUGGCGGAGUCUGGAGAUGGAAAUGGUGGCGUUGAGGCUGGUUUGGUUUUGAAGAAGCAUCAAAUGGAUCGCUUUGCUUCCGUGUUUGUCAAUGGUCUCAGUGAUAUUCUUUGAUGUUGUAUAUUUUCGGUUAUUUUUAUUAUAUUUUAUGAGUCAUCCAGAUGUGAUGUGAUUCAUUUUUUUUAUGCUUAUUUAGUAAACAAUAAUUUUAUUUUAUAAAGUAAAAAGAAAAAUGUACACUUGUACAGCACGCACACAUAUAUUUACUGGAAUAAGUUGGGGAAUAUAUAUUUUGGUUACUUGUA